Colius striatus (speckled mousebird) is the source of this 1034-nucleotide messenger RNA. RefSeq names its product HOP homeobox (gene HOPX). The transcript has 3 exons. Gene Ontology annotation, cellular component: nucleus. Gene Ontology annotation, molecular function: DNA binding. Bases 208 to 429 code for a protein of 73 amino acids. The record is from RefSeq and is a predicted model, not a curated record. NCBI's taxonomy places the organism in Eukaryota, Metazoa, Chordata, Aves, Coliiformes, Coliidae. Gene Ontology annotation, biological process: cell differentiation; regulation of transcription by RNA polymerase II.
GGUGCCAAACCUGAAUUACCAGCCCAGAGAGUGGCUGUGCAUCCCGGGAGCUCCUGUGAUUUGCGGCAGGUUUUUCAGGUCCCCGCCUGUCACACACACACGCAGAUACUUAAGCAGUCACCCUGGGACCUGCGGGGUUCUUAUUUGACACACAUCUGGUCCCUGCCGGCUCCAGUGCCUGGCCCCAUAGACCUGCCCUGUGAGGAGAUGGCCACGGAGGAGCCAGUGCCUCUUACUAAGGAGCAGCUGGAGACCCUGGAGCACAACUUCUGCAAGGUGAACAAGCAUCCUGACCCCACCACGCUGUGCCUCAUCGCAGCCGAGACUGGGCUGUCUGAGGAGCAGACCCUGAAAUGGUUCAAGCAGCGCCUGGCAGAGUGGAGGAAGUCUGAAGGGCUGCCCUCAGAGAGCAGGUCUGUCAGGGACUAGAGGAUGCUGCUCCGAUCCCCAUGCCUGCUGUAAAUGACGGUGAAGCUCUUCGGAGGGGAUUUCCUUGGGGUUCUUCUGUUGCAAUAGGUUUUGAGAACAAAGUAAUGCCCUGCUAUUUAACAUAAGUUUUAUUUAAAGUGUAUAUAACCAGGAAAAAUAAAUUAUGUAUAUGUAUACAGCUUCUGAUGGCUGCAAAACCUGCCUAGUGAUAGCCAUCCACUAACAGUGGCUGCACAGGGCAAGGGAAUCUCAUGCCCUUGUCCCAGGCUUGCAGAAAAGCUGCCAUGGAAAGUUCAUAGAAGAGGAAAAAAAGGUUUCUUAUGAUCCUCACAGAGACAGUAUGUGUGCUAGCUUUAACAUUCACAUCAUCCAGAGAGGAGGGCACCUGGAAAGCCAGAUGUGUUGUUCAUGUGAUCUUGGUGAGCGCAAGCUGCCUGAGUCAGCUCUGGAUAUUGGCAAACCGAGUGCCUACACCAUCAUCAGAUCAAGCCAAGCCCCGCCUUGGAUGUGUUUCUCACAUUUCUGUUAAAGGUCAUCAAAGAACUGGUCUUGGGGUUUGUUUUUUUUUCCCAAUGCAUUAAUAAAAACAUUUUUUUUUCUGAUGA